GGGGCGGAGCCUCCGCGCCGCCGCCUCACGGGUCGGCCGCCAUCUUGUUUCUCGGCCGCUGGGCGCUUCAGUCCGCUCCAUCCUCCCCCCCCUCCUCCUCCUCCUCCCCCCCUUCUCCUUCCCGCCUCGCGUCGCUCGGGCCGGACGCAGCGCGGGCGCCGGCCGGACGAGGCGGAGGUCGCGGCGCCGGUCGCUCCGCUCCCAGAAUGUCCACGGACGGUGGCUUCGGCACAGGCAGCAACAGCGAUGCCCAGCAGAGCCUCCAGUCCUUCUGGCCACGGGUCAUGGAGGAGAUCCGCAACCUCACCGUGAAGGACUUCAGGGUCCAAGAACUCCCCCUGGCUCGGAUUAAGAAGAUAAUGAAGCUGGAUGAAGAUGUGAAGAUGAUUAGUGCAGAAGCUCCUGUGUUGUUUGCCAAGGCAGCUCAGAUAUUCAUCACAGAACUGACUUUGAGAGCGUGGAUACACACAGAGGACAACAAGAGGAGGACCCUGCAGAGGAAUGACAUUGCCAUGGCAAUUACCAAGUUUGAUCAGUUUGACUUCCUUAUCGAUAUCGUUCCAAGGGAUGAGCUGAAGCCUCCAAAGAGACAGGAAGAGGUGCGUCAGGCUGUGACCCCAGCUGAGCCUGUACAGUAUUACUUCACUCUUGCUCAGCAGCCUGCUGCAGUGCAGGUUCAGGGGCAGCAGCAAGGACAGCAGACCACCACAUCUACAACCACUAUCCAGCCAGGCCAGAUCAUCAUUGCCCAGCCACAGCAAGGGCAGAGCACCCCGGUGACCAUGCAGGUUGGAGAAGGUCAGCAGGUACAAAUAGUGCAGGCCCAGCCCCAAGGACAGACCCAGCAGGCUCAGAGUGGAACUGGGCAGACCAUGCAAGUCAUGCAGCAGAUCAUCACCAACACAGGAGAGAUCCAGCAGAUACCGGUUCAGUUGAAUGCUGGCCAGCUGCAGUAUAUCCGCUUAGCCCAACCCGUGUCAGGCACCCAGGUAGUCCAGGGGCAGAUCCAGACGCUUGCAACCAAUGCACAGCAGAUAACACAGACAGAAGUCCAGCAAGGACAGCAGCAGUUCAGCCAGUUCACGGACGGACAGCAACUCUAUCAGAUCCAGCAAGUGACCAUGCCUGCAGGCCAGGACAUCACCCAGCCCAUGUUCAUUCAGUCCACCAACCAGACCUCAGAUGGCCAGGCCACACAAGUGACAGGGGACUGAACAGAGACCUCAUAGCAGGUGGAAAAACACACACACACACACAGCAGCUUGACAUUUGCCAUCCCAGCUUGGCCUGAUGAAUUCAUCUGCUUCUUGUGUAUCUCUACAUGAUGGUAAGCCUACAGUAGGCUGAGGCUGCAGGGCUCUGUCCCCCUUCCUGGGCUGCCUGGGAGGGAAUAUCCAGCAGACACUGACAAGAAUGCCAGAUCUGGUUUAUUUUUAGAAGCCAAUCUUUGGGUGUGUUCAGCUGCUUGUUCAACCCCCAUCAGACUGAGAGAGAACUAACCACAAAGGAAUUUGUAGCAUCUCAUUUGAUGUUGUAAAAGGUUUUUACCCAGUAAAAUGAUUAAAGGGUUCUGCAUCUCCUUUGUCAGAGCUUGAUUCCUCCUGCCUCUCUUCUUGGUUUUCCCUCUGAACAGAGCUAGAUUCAGUCCUCCUGUCUCAGUGGCUUGUUAGGGGUGGAUGGGGGGAGUGUCUCUGUGUGUGUGUGUGAGAUGUUUCCUCUCCUGCCUCCUUUUUUGGUAAGCUGGAGCAUUGCUGUGUGCAGCUUGAGGGCAGGGAGUAGGGGAGGAGUAAUUAAAGUGAAAGCAAAACAAACCAAA
This is a messenger RNA of Colius striatus (speckled mousebird), 1816 nucleotides long. RefSeq names its product nuclear transcription factor Y subunit gamma (gene NFYC). Gene Ontology annotation, biological process: regulation of DNA-templated transcription. Gene Ontology annotation, molecular function: DNA-binding transcription activator activity, RNA polymerase II-specific; DNA binding; protein heterodimerization activity. Gene Ontology annotation, cellular component: nucleus; CCAAT-binding factor complex. Bases 207 to 1214 code for a protein of 335 amino acids. The record is from RefSeq and is a predicted model, not a curated record. NCBI's taxonomy places the organism in Eukaryota, Metazoa, Chordata, Aves, Coliiformes, Coliidae. The transcript is spliced from 10 exons.